Molecule: messenger RNA, 4367 nt
Organism: Pistacia vera
Lineage: Eukaryota; Viridiplantae; Streptophyta; Magnoliopsida; Sapindales; Anacardiaceae
Product: starch synthase 3, chloroplastic/amyloplastic
Exons: 16
Coding region: 140-3916 (1258 amino acids)
Molecular function (GO): starch binding; alpha-1,4-glucan glucosyltransferase (UDP-glucose donor) activity
Source: RefSeq, a predicted model, not a curated record
UAUUUUUUUGAGGAAUGCACAGUUGUAGAGAGGGAUGGGAUUUUGGUAAUGGAUGAAAUCAGAGACUAGAUUGUUGUGAAGAGUUUAAAGCACAAAACUAAAAAAAUAUUCUCGUCUUCAGAGUGUAAUAGUAGUAACCAUGGAAGUGGGUUUACAGUUACGGAGGCCGGUGAGUUGCAGAGCUAUGUUCCAUGAGAGAAGAUUCUUUAACUUCAAGCCUGUCUUGGGUUCCUUAGCUUAUGUCAAUACAGCUCAAUCUUUACAAUUUAUUUCAUGGCGCACUAAGUGUUCCACCGGAGGAGUUUCUCAUAAAAUCUCUGCUAGUUCUGAUUUUUCUAGAAAGAGUCGAAGAAGAUUCUCACCGAGGCCUAAAGGUUCUGCUCCAAAGGGGUUUAUCCCAAAAGCACCUGUGGAAAUUAGCACCCAGAAGAGGGAUCAAAAGAAUAAUGAUGAUAAAAAAGGUUCAGGCAUGCCAGUGUCGAGUGAAUAUGCAGGCUCCCCCAAGAAAACACCUGAAAGGAAAGUUGGUAUUAAGAAAGAGCCAGUAAAUGAUCUUCCUAGAAAUAGUCAAAUUGAGGAAGGAAAUGUUGAUGAAGCUGUGAAGGAAAUCAAAGAUAUACCAGGAGUGAGUGAAAAUUUGAGAGUCGCUAAUAACAGUCAAUUGGCAGGAAAUGGUAGUGUUGGUAGAGUUAGUGAUGAUGCAACUAUGUUGCAAAAGAAAGAAACAACUUUGGAAGCUGAUAUUGAGAAUGUGAAAGAUGAGUCAGCUGUCGAGGGAAAGCAUUUGAAUUCUGAUAAGAGCCUUGACUUUGUAAAAGAUGAAAGUGCUGAAAGUGAUAUAAAAGUAUCUGAAGAUGCUUCUCAAAAAUCAAAGAUGGAGAUGGAAGCCAAAGUAGAGUCGGCUUUCAAGGGAAAGCAUUUGACUCCUGCUAAGAGCAGUGACUUUGUAAAAGAUGAAGGUAUUGGGAGUGAUAUGAAAGUGUCUGAAGAUGCUUCUCUAAAAUCAAAGAUGGAGAGGGAAGCCAAAUUGAAGAUGGAGAUGGAAGCUAAACUAAGGAUGGAGAUGGAGACCAAAUUAAAGAAGGAGAUGGAAGCCAAAUUAAAGAAGGAGAUGGAAGCUAAAUUAAAGUUGGAGAUGGAAGCUAAAUUAAAGUUGGAGAUGGAAGCCAAAUUGCGUGAACAGGAAAUUGAGAAACUUGCUCAGGAGAACUUCCAGAGAGGAACCAAAAUGUUUGUUUAUCCGCAGGUGGUGAAAGCUGAUCAAGAUAUAGAGGUGUUCCUUAAUAGGAGUCUCUCCACUUUAAGUGAUGAGCCAGAUGUUCUGAUCAUGGGAGCCUUUAAUGAUUGGCGAUGGAAGUCUUUUACAGCCAGGUUGAACAAAACCCAACUCCAAGGGGAUUGGUGGUCGUGUCAGCUUCAUGUUCCUAAGGAAUCCUACAAGAUGGACUUUGUAUUCUUCAAUGGGCAAAACAAAUAUGAUAAUAAUGAUCAGAAAGAUUUCUGCAUAACUGUAGAAGGGGAAAUGGAUGUUUCUGCAUUUGAAGAUUUCUUGCUUGAGGAGAAACGUAGAGAACAAGAGAAACUUGCUGAGGAGAAAGCUGAAAGGGAAAGACAAGAGGAAGAGCGGAGGCGGAUAGAAGCAGAGAAGGCGGCUGAUGAAGCUGAUAAAGAGCAGGCCAAGAAGGAGACUGAAAGGAAAAGAGAAAUGUUGCACCAGUUGAUGAAAAAGGCUGCAAGGUCAGUUGAUAUUGUGUGGUACAUAGAGCCCAGUGAGUUUAAAGGAGAGGACUUAGUGAGGCUGUAUUAUAAUAGAAGCUCUGGUCCUCUUGCUCACACUGAUGAGCUCUGGCUACAUGGGGGGCAUAAUAAUUGGAAAGAUGGAUUGUCCAUUGUCAGUCGGCUUGUCGGCUCAGAGAAAACAGGCGGUGAUUGGUGGUAUGCUGAAGUUACUGUACCUGAUCGAGCCGUUGUGUUGGAUUGGGUCUUUGCUGAUGGACCACCCCAGAAAGCCAAUGUGUAUGAUAACAAUGGUCGUCAAGAUUUCCAUGCUAUUGUUCCAAAAACUGUUCCUGAAGAACUGUACUGGGUUGAGGAAGAACACCAGACAUACCGAAAACUCCGAGAGGAGAGGAGAAUAAGAGAGGAGGCUAUUCGUGCCAAGGCUGAAAAAACUGCUCGUAUGAAAGCUGAAACAAAGGAAAGAACUGUGAAAAGGUUUCUGUUGUCGCAAAAACAUAUAGUAUAUACGGAUCCGUUUGAUGUUAAAGCAGGAAGCACGGUGACAGUUUUCUAUAAUCCAGCCAACACAGUUCUCAAUGGAAAAUCUGAAGUUUGGUUCAGAUGUUCAUUCAAUCGUUGGACUCACCGUAUGGGUCCUUUGCCACCUCAGAAGAUGUUGCCUGUGGAGAAUAGUUCUCAUGUCAAAACCACUGUCAAGGUUCCAUUGGAUGCAUACAUGAUGGAUUUUGUAUUCUCUGAGAGGGAAGAUGGGGGAAUUUUUGACAACAAAAAUGGCAUGGAUUACCAUAUCCCUGUCUCUGGAAGUGUUGCAAAGGAGCCACCAAUGCACAUUGUGCAUAUUGCUGUUGAAAUGGCUCCCAUUGCAAAGGUUGGAGGUCUUGGUGAUGUCGUCACUAGUCUAUCCCGUGCUGUUCAAGAAUUAAAACACAAUGUGGACAUCAUUCUCCCAAAGUAUGACUGUUUGAGACAUGGCAAUGUGAAGGACUUUCAGUAUCAAAGAAGCUAUCACUGGGGUGGAACAGAGAUAAAAGUUUGGACUGGAAAGGUGGAAAGUCUUUCAGUCUACUUUUUGGAGCCUCAAAAUGGAUUCUUUUCGACAGGCUGCAUAUAUGGCUGCAGGAAUGAUGGGGAGAGGUUUGGUUUUUUUUGUCAUGCUGCACUUGAAUUUCUACUUCAAGGCGGAUUUCAUCCUGAUAUUCUUCAUUGCCAUGAUUGGUCAAGUGCUCCUGUUUCCUGGUUGUUUAAGGACUACUAUAUGCAUUAUGGUCUUAGUAAAACUCGGGUUGUCUUCACAAUACAUAACCUUGAAUUCGGGGCACAAUUGAUUGGGAAAGCUAUGGCAUAUUCGCACAAGGCUACCACAGUAUCUCCCACUUACUCGAAAGAGGUUGCUGGACAUCCUUCGAUUGCUCCUCAUCUCUACAAAUUCCAUGGCAUAAUAAAUGGAAUCGAUCAGGAUAUAUGGGACCCAUUUAAUGAUAAGUUCAUUCCUGUGUCAUAUACUUCAGAAAAUGUUGAUGAAGGCAAAAGAGCUGCCAAGGAAGCCUUGCAGCAAAGGGUUGGUUUGAAAAAGGCUGAUCUGCCUUUAGUGGGAAUUAUUUCUCGUUUAACACAUCAGAAAGGUAUCCAUCUCAUCAAGCAUGCUAUUUGGCACACCAUAGAGCGUAAUGGACAGGUUGCAUUGCUUGGUUCUGCUCCAGAUCCUCGUAUCCAGAAUGAUUUUGUUGAUUUAGCCAAUCAAUUGCAUUCUAGUCAUGCUGACCGUGCUCGUCUUUGUUUGACCUAUGAUGAGCCACUUUCACACUUGAUAUAUGCUGGAGCAGAUUUCAUUCUAGUUCCUUCUAUUUUUGAGCCCUGUGGACUGACACAACUCACUGCCAUGAGAUAUGGUUCAAUACCCGUUGUUCGGAAAACUGGAGGACUUUAUGACACUGUGUUUGAUGUUGACCAUGAUAAAGAGAGAGCAGAAGCCCAAUGUCUUGAACCAAAUGGAUUUAGUUUUGAUGGCGCGGAUACUGCUGGAGUGGAUUAUGCUCUCAAUAGGGCUAUAUCUGCUUGGUAUGAUGCUCGGGAAUGGUUUAACUCUUUACGCAAGAAAGUGAUGGAGCAAGACUGGUCUUGGAACCGGCCUGCUCUUGACUACAUGGAGCUUUACCAUUCGGCUCGCAAAUAUUGAUUAUGCACGGAGAGUGUGCUGCAGAUAAUUCCCAUCGUAGCUUGUACAGAUUCAGAUAAUUGCAUAUAGUUUACCAGUCAGAUUCUUUCAAGGUGACCCAAGUAAUUUUGUGUAACAUAAAGCGGUAGGUCAGUUUCACGAUAUUGUAUUUUUCAGAUCAUUGUUACCUCAUGUCUCAGAAUAAUGAAAAAGUGAAUCAAGAAUAAAAGAAAUGGAAAUUAAAAAAAAAAAGAAAAAAUCUUUUAUGAACUUUAAUCCAGCAUUUGCUUCCUGAUAUUGCAGACAGCUUAAAUUUCUCCCAGAAACUUUAUUUUGGUCCUGCUAUCAGUCUUUCUAGAGCUUGGUAUCAAAGUUCAAUUGAUUAAACAACAUUUCUAGAUUAAUACAUGAAGUGGUGCUGACCAACCACAAGAAAAUGUUUUUCCAGGCUAAAUGGUGAUGAUUUUGAUAA